Daphnia carinata is the source of this 7457-nucleotide messenger RNA. It is a transcript of the gene Nprl2, whose product is annotated as GATOR complex protein NPRL2-like. Lineage: Eukaryota; Metazoa; Arthropoda; Branchiopoda; Diplostraca; Daphniidae. Bases 498 to 1643 code for a protein of 381 amino acids. Gene Ontology annotation, molecular function: GTPase activator activity. Gene Ontology annotation, cellular component: vacuolar membrane; GATOR1 complex. Gene Ontology annotation, biological process: cellular response to amino acid starvation; positive regulation of autophagy; negative regulation of TORC1 signaling. The record is from RefSeq and is a predicted model, not a curated record. The transcript has 9 exons.
UGCUGUGGUUUUCAUUUUGCAUAUUUUGGAGAUUCUGACCCUAGAUGACACUAUUGCUGUGGUUUCAUUUGCAUAUUUUGGAGAUUCUGAUGCUAGAUGGCACUAUUCAUGUUGUUUUCAUUUGCAUAUUUUGGAGAUUCUGAAAGCACCGGGUCGAAAGCGGUCGUUUUAUCACAGUUCACCGAUUGUUCUUUUUGAUAAAUCAGCAAUAGCCCACCACAGACCUUCAAAGUUUCAUUGGUUGGUCAAACUUAAAUGAAUUCAUUUGUAAAAUACGUUCCAAUAGAAUACGUAUUACAUGAAAAUACCACCGUUCAAGUAAAGAAGACGAUGCAUGGUUUUUCAGAUGGUACAUAAAAAAGGAAGUAACCAAGCUAGUCAUCAGCCACGUUUUCUUUCAGCGAUCAUUAUUUCAGAAAUUCCACGCUGGGUUUCUGUAAAACCCAGAUGUUUGUGUAAUGUAAUCCAAGAAUCUUGUUGGCUACUUAAAAAGAAAAAUGAUCAAAGCCAUAUUUUUUUCUGAGUUCCAUCCAACUUUGGGACCUAAAAUAAGCUAUCAGGUGCCAGAAGACUAUGUGUCUAAGGAAAUAUUUGAUGCAGUUAGUGUUUAUAUCAUUCCUAAAGAGCAACUAGAUAGCUGCAUCAUUACAGUGAAUGUAUUGGGGCACAAGAUAACAGGAUAUCCUGUGCGCAUAUCAGAUGAAAAGUAUCCACGCAAUUUUUUGAUUUUCAAUCUGUGUUUUGUGUGUGAUUCUGAUGCCAGAACCGUACAAUUUGAGCUAGUUGUGAGGAAGUUAGCUGAGCAUUUGGUGACUCUGGAAGUGGAACAAAACUUUCUGUCCACCGAAUCUAACAGAGCAUUGCUGCCCAAAAUUUUAGGCCAAAUUCUCAGUGAUCUCAAUCGUUGUGGGUUGUGCACGGUCACAGUUGGGACGUCAACGUUACACCUGAAAGUAAUUCAGGUUGCUGCCGAGCCUCCUCCGGUAUUUGACCACCACGUUCCAGUGUUCACAUCGGAAUUUGCUCCGUUAAAGCAAGAUUAUUGGGACUUAACAACUAAACAGGUAUUACCAUACAUCGAUGGACGCAGUCACGUUGCCAGAGUUGCGAUCGAGGCCGACGUGGACAUCGGUUUGGUCAAGGCCUGUAUUCAGAAUCUCCUAUAUUAUGGGGUCGUCCAACUCAUUCCUAUCUUCCAGUACAGCAAUAUGUAUGCUGCUACACCCAAACUUAGAGAAUUACCCAUGAAUCCAGAACUGAGUAGAGAAUGCAUCACUUUCGUCGCCAAAUCUGAUAGACACCCGCCUUCAUUUAGAGAUGUUUUCCAAAUGUACUGUGGGAUGACUUACGGUACUACCAUCAGAGAUCUGUGUGUGCGCUUCAAUCCGCACUCACUCCGCAUCGACGAGCACCGACUAGUUCAGUUUGGCGUCCUGCAAGGCAUCAUUCGCCGGAUUUGCAAGUAUCCGGUGUAUAAACCGGAGACGCAACGUGGAUCCCAUAAGAAACAAAUGACCUCGUUGCAUCGAUUGUGCACCGGAGUGGCCUCAUACGAUGAGAUCUGCUGUCGAACUGGAUUGUCCUAUCACGAAUUGGACGAAAAAAUCGAAGCCGAUGCCGACAUCUGCGUUCUUUGGAAAUGAAAUGUGUUAACGCUCCCCUUUGAAUUCAAUUCUUUUUAUCCCAUAGCCCCUUCGAUUUUCGUUUCAACCAAACCAUUUUUUUUUUUUUUAUUGGCGCAUUUCAUUCCAAAAUGAACAGUUCAACGUUCCCGGAUUGAACUCCCUCCUUUUUCUUUUUCAUCCUUUGCAAUCGGAUGCCUCUUUUUGAUUGCGCAACACAAGACCUAAGUCAGCCGUUCGUGGCUAUCGUCACGUUUUUAAAUGGACGGACGUCGGACGGGAACAACCCGCACGGAGGGUUAGUUCGAUAUGUUCUUCCCACCGUUUCUCGCAAUCGAAAAACAAGAGAGGAGAGGGUAUAGAGAGAGAGAGAGAGUCGACGAUACAUUGGAAUUUCCCCCCUUCGCUUCCCCGUAGGUGAGGGGCACUCACGCAGGCGAGUAGUAUUUCCAGACAGCCGUAGAACAGACGAUGUACCAGUAAAUCUGUCCCGCUUAAAGUUUUGACAAUCUUCUUUUUUCUUUUUUGCUGGCCGUUAAAAUGCUUGGGGAGGGUUUAGAAAUGGGAACAAGAAAAACACAAAAUUUUCAAAACACACACACACACACACACACUACAAAAGAUAGGACUACGCAUACUCUUUGUCCCUAUUGGCCGUCUGCCAAAAAUUCCUCUUGAAAAAAAAAAAAAACGAAAGAAAAGAGACCCUAAUAAGAUUUACACGCAUCAACAUGGGCGCGAUGGUAGAGAGAAAUAUUACAAGCAACAAAAAAAGAUAAAAGCCUCUUUUCACUGUUUGAAAAAAAGCAACAUCGAGAGCGUCCAUGCCCUCUUGGCAUGCGAGGCUUCCGUUCGUGAGAGAGAGAUGCCGCGUUCGUCUUUUUUUUUUUUUUCAUUCUCGGUCCGCUCUUAAACUAGCAGACAAGAGUUUAUGCUGAUAAGGAGUCGACAAGCUUGUCGACAAGUGUUAUGUCGGGCGAACCGACACGGCGGUCACAACCCACCCACUUGGGCCUAUCUCAAUGGCCGUAUGAAACACUUCUGCCACGACGUGUAUGACUAUGUUUUUGAAGAGGAGAACUAAUCCACCAUCUUUUGCCUUACGUUUCUGCACCAUAUGUGGCCUUUUCUUUUUGAAUAUGCUAAUCUCGUUAAUUAAGAACCGUUUGAAUUUGGGGAUUUUAAAAAAAAAAAAGCCUGGGCAACGGUCUUAUGUUACUGCCGCUUCCUGCGUGAACAUAAGACGGCGUGAUUUUUUUUUUUUUUUUUUUCUGGGUGCACCCGGCACAGGGACGAUUAGAUGUCGAUCGAUUUCCUACCAACAGAUUAACCCUAUCCCAACCCGUAGAUGUAUGCGCAUAUUUUCCAUUUGAAUCGGCUAUCCUGUUGUUCGUCGUCUCUAUAUAACACCCGCCGGGAAAUGGCCGAUUACGGCGGCUGUUUUUAGCGUUGGCAAUCAAAGACGUUCGUUAACAUGCCAUUUCUAGUCUGCAAUAUGUAGACUAGACUCUCCUUUUUUUUUUAUUAUUAUUUUUGAUUAUUUUCGAUUCCUUCGCGCGUUGGUCUUGGAUUACAUUUUUCGAACUCUUGGCCGGGUCUUCAUCAUCGAUCAUUGACUGGGGCCAUGCGGAACCGGCCGUCGAUUCUUCCGAGGCGGAAAGUCGAGGACGGCCGCAUCACCAGCACGAGUCUUGCGGUGGAGAAAAAGUUAGGGAAGGAAAAAAUUUAAAAAUCUGGUUGAAGAAGUCGUCACACAGACUAGAAGGGGGUGCUAAUUUGAGAGCUUGAUGGACGACACAUUUCUCUCUCUCUCUCUCUCUCUCUCUCUCUCUCUCUCUCUCUCUCUCUCUCUCUCUCUCUCUCUCUCUCUCUCUCUCUCUCUCUCUCUCUCUCUCUCUCUCUCUCUCUCUCUCUCUCUCUCUCUCUCUCUCUCUCUCCCAAGUUAUUUGCCCCCAUCUUGUGCCACUGUCGAGACGAGUCGUACAAACCACACGCGGAAAGACAAACUCUUUCCAUCUCAUUACGCAGGCAUAUAACCCGUUCGGAAAAAAAAAAAUUCGAAGGUCUUUUUCUUUCUUAUCGUUUUCUUCUUCUUCUAACUGCACCCUCUUGUUUUCAGCAACUCCUAUAUCAAGGGCCCUGGGCAGGUCAUCAUUCUCUUUUUUAGCCCCGCUGGUUCCACAUAGUCGCCGUUAAGUAUAAUGUAGACAUAACCCCUGAGCGCGCAGUUUGUGUUAGGUACGGUUACACGAGUGGGGGGGAGGGAGACACACAAAAACACACAUGGAGUCGAGUUGUUUCGAAAUGGCUACAGAAACGAGACAAGAGAGAGAGAGAGAGAGACAAGGGGGUACGAGAGAGAGAAACGAACAGAGAAAUGGAGACAAGCAGAUUGCGUAUCCUCUUCGACUUUGUGUUUCGUGCACCCAUAACGCAGGUCUCCAUUUUCUAUUGGCCCUUUUUUUUUUUUUGUUUGAAUUUUUUUGCGCCCGGAUAUGACCUGUCGCGCCCGCCGACUUGCACGGCCCUUUUUUUUUUUUCUUCUGAAACUUAGCACAAACGAAUGUAGACACGGAGUCAGCGCUAUUCGGUCCGUCUUCCGAGAAACGGGCAGAAUUAGAAAAUCGUUCUCUUCUUCUUCUUCUUUGAGUGAUGCUCCUCUGUUUUCAUGAAUGAUAGAUGAACUUUUUUCAUCGUCAGGCAGUUUAUCAAACUCCGAGCAAAAACGUCAUUAAUAUUUAAAAAAAACAAAAAACAAGAUGGCGUGUUCGAACGAAAAUCCUUAGGCCUGGUAACAUCACACCAACGGGUUUGCGCAACCCAAACCGGAAAAAGAACAUUCAUUCAUUGUAAAUGAAAACAAUGAAUUCACAGCCAAUGGCAAUAAUUCAUUUUUGUUUUAAAUAGUAAGAAAUAGCCGAGUCAUUUGUUUUUUGGAUGGAUGGAUGUACUUGAACGUAAUUGCGUAUGCGGGCGACAGAUGAAACCGAAACUUAGUCAAACAUUGAACACCUCAGCAAGAAGAACUGUUGCGAUAGUAAUAGUGGAUGAUGAUGGUCGUGCUGCGUACACAAUAAGUCGAUGCCUGUUGAAAGAGGAGCUCUCACUGGCUGCUGCUGCUGCUGCUGCUGGAUGAGUCACGAUGCAGAUCCGAUGAAACGCACAGACAAGCAAAUGGAGGCAAAGAAGUCAUCGACACUCGCAUUCAGCCGCACGACGUGUUCCAUGGCGACGGCCAGACCGCGCAACCGCCUGUCCUAAUCAGUUAAUUCAAUCAUCAUCACUAUAGUAUCCCUAGCCCGCUGAACGAUACCGAAGAAACAAAGACGGACACAUUCAAAAAAGAAAAAAACAACAACAGCCAUUUGCAUAGACAAACACGUUGAGACAAGUUGAACGUCCGGGUGUCCGAUUCUGAACGGACUGACGUUGCCUCAUUUUUUUUUUUCUGUCUGAUGUUAUCAGAACGACCCGUUAUGAAGUGAUACUUGUUGACAGCUCGGCCAACAAGUUGACGACCAAUCAGCGCUGAUUUAACUUAACCAGACUUGACUAAGGCAGUCAACACCGAAAAGGCUUUUGCAUUUGCGUGUUGUUGAAUGCUCUUUUUUCUUGUUUAUUGGGGUGACAACGAAUGAUCUAAUAACGAAUAGCCCCCCCCCCUCUCCCCACGCAUUGUGUCAUCUCAAAAUAUUCAAGCGAACAUUUGCAUGCGAAGGGUCGAAGAUGACCGGAAUCGAAAGCGACAACGAGACAUCCCCCUUUUUUCUUUUUCGUUGACGCCAUCACGGAAUUCCCCCGUCGUAACGGAACAGAACAGACAAGGAAAUAAAGAAAUAAGGGUGGGGGGUUUCUCGUAAUACUGUUGGUUAAUAACAUGCAACCACAUCAGCGCUAUAGAGGGAAGGAUGUGAAAGGGGGAGGAAGAUCUUUGAACGACGACAAGUCCCUCAGCCAUGUACCAAUGAUUUACUAUUAGGCCUAAAAAAAAAAAAGAAAAGACUAACGCAUACUUCCGCAACAUGCGUCCGCAGUUUUCGAAAAAUGCUCUCCUUUCUUUCCCUAACGAAACGUCAAGAAUCGGAAAUCGUUUCGUAGGCCUAUUUAAGAGAGGUGAAAAGUCUUUCGACGUUCGUUUGUUUUCUUUUUUGCUGCUGUCCUAUGGCGCCAGUAAGACAUCGCAGCGUGUGUAGGCCUACAUAUCAGCUGUUGCUGCCUCUUUUUCUUGAGUUAGUACACGAUUGAAACGAGUCUCGCCGGUAGGUCAGCACAAUAAGAUCUCAGCAUUUUUUUUUUUUAUGACAGGCCUAGACGUUCAUGAGGAUCGAGUUAAACAAAAACGAAGUAGGCCGCCAUACGAUGACGUUAUACGCAGAGAAAGAUGGAAAUGUUUGAGCACUUGAGUUCAGAUCGAUGCACCUCAUCCAUGGCAUUUCUAUCGAAGCGGGUAAAAGAGAAAAAAAAAAAAGGGGGGAAAUAGACGAGUUUGACACGCCCAACAAAACAUUUCGAAUGUAUAUAUGCAUCAUAUACAAAGGAUAGAGAAGACGGGCUUGUGACAGCUGACACUGUGGUCCAGCACUGGCCCUUCUUUUUUGAGGCGGCGAGGGUGUCGGCGCUCCGUCUGUAUAGAAAAAGGUCAGCGGCACCACAGCCGGCCCGUCAUCGAAUGUUUGCUGGACAUCCUCUGAUAUUACAUCGAGGCGAUGACCUCAUCCUUAAUGUAUAUAUAAUCUAUAUACAUUUUUCCCGCCUUGUCACACUAACGUAAUGACUUUAUGUACACACACACACACAAACGGCCGUAUGUGCGUGGGUCUUUUUGAUUUGAAUAGAAAAAGAAAAACGUUUGAAUAACACAGCGAAUAUAAUCGAAAUGGGCCGAUCAUUCGAUAUGAAAAAAAAAAAAAAAAAACGAUUGUGCAGUUCAUAAUCUGUCUGCAACAUCUACCGUUGUGAAAAAACAAAAACAAAAAAACAUUCGAGUUACGGGAUUCGUGUUGCCUUUGCCAUUUAAUACGUCGCGCAUAGAACCGUGUAACCUCCCGAUAACCCUCUUUCAUUUAUUUAUUUUUUAUAUGGAAGGGCAAUAAAAAUGAAACAGCCGUGUGUAUGGCCACCAUAACUAAUGGAGAGACGUCGGCGCAAUUUGAUACAAAAUCAUAAUCCCCCAGUCCCCGUUUUUCUUUUUCCCAAAUCGAAUGUACAUGCCUUCCGCACUGAACCGGUGAACUUGUUACUCAACGCAUUCGGGGGUGGUUCUAAUAUCAACGUUCAUAAUAACUCACUUUCAGUUGUUUUCCAAACGAACAGGCAUAUUCGAAUUAUUGUGAUGACUUAAACAAAUUCCGUGUUAUUUCAUACGCCUGUUACAACGAAGCGCGUAAUCAACGAUUUGAAUAGUGACGCAAUGGGCCAACAGUAAAAAAAAGAGAGUUACGCACCAUCGAGGUGAUAAUACUUUCGGUUUCAUUUUCAUAUACUCGAUGACGCCCUCAUCCAACAGUUUCGCUCUUCUCAUAAAGAAACUAAAAAGGCGGGGGAGCUUAACGAGCCAAUAACAAACAUUUUUUACUGCCCCCCCCCCCCCGUCCAUCAUUAACGCGGAUCCAUUACUUACUCGCCCCAUAGAUCUAUAUGUGCGACACGGAUUUAAAUAGUAAAAAAAAAAAAAAAAAAAUGCAAACAAGUCAUGGCUUCAAAAUACGUAGGCCGAUAACACAAUACGCUUUUCUUUUCAAUUUUCGAUGGUGAUGGCGGACCGGCGGCGGCGGCCUGAUGGUUCCAGCGUAUCCCGUUUCAAGGGGGUCCAGGCGUCUUACUGGCGACUUUGCA